AUGGGGAGAAAGAGGAUGGUAGGAAGAGGAGGGUCAGAGGAGCCCAAAGCUGAAGAAGAUUCAGAGAAGACAAGGCAGGUGCGAGACAAAAACACAACCUGUGGUAGAAGAGAGGACAAGGAAAAAGGAAAAGAGGAUGGAGAAGAGAAAGAGGACAAGAAACCAUCUAGAGAAGCGAAAGAAGACAAGAAACCAUCUAAGGAAGAGAAAGAAGACAAGAAACUAUCUAAAGAAGAGAAAGAAGACAAGAAACAAUCUAGAGAAAAGAAAGAACACAAGAAACCUCUCAAAGAAGAGAAAGAAGUCAAGAAACCAUCUAAAGAAGACAAGAAACCUCUCAAAGAAGAGAAAGAAGUCACGAAACCAUCUAAAGAAGAGAAAGAAGACAAGAAACCUCUCAAAGAAGAGAAAGAAGUCACAAAACCAUCUAAAGACGAGAAAGAAGUCAAGAAACCAUCUAAAGAAGAGAAAGAAGACAAUAAACCUCUCAAAAAAGAGAAAGCAGACAAGAAACCUCUCAAAGAAGAGAAAGAAGUCAAGAAACUAUCAACAGAAGAGAAAGAACACAAGAAACCAUCUAGAGAAGAAAAAGAAGACAUGGCAUCUCAGGGGAUACCUUCCAAAGAAAGGGCCAUACCAAAAAAGCCCUCAGAAGAAAAACAAGAACCAGAUAAACCUUCUAAACAUGAAAAAGAACCGUCUAGAAAGCAAGAAGAUGAAGUUUUAGAGACACCCUCCAAAGACAAGACAGUGGUCAAGAUGAUUCCAAAAAAAGACAAGGAACCAAAGAUUAAGACUAAGGAAGAAACAAUACCAACAAAGCCUUCUGAGGACAAAGAACCUGUCAAGCAUAGAGAUACUAAGACAGACACUGGACCCAAAAAGCCUGUAAAGAGGAUUAUGGCAGUUAAGAAGGGGGUUGCAUCUGUCUUAAAGGAACAUCUGAAUGUAACAAAAGCAGCUGAUGAACCCAAGAAGGCAGUAAAGGUGGAGAAAGCUGUGAAAAAGCAGAUAGUUCCAGUCCUGAAACAGGGAGCACCUGCUAUCAAAGUAAAAGCUAGAGCUGCUGAAAAGAAGAAAGCUGAUGAACCCAAGAAGGUAGUAAAAGUGGAGAAAGCUGUGAAAAAGCAGAUAGUUCCUGUCCUGAAACAGGGACAAACAAAUAUUACAAAAACAGAAACUGAGCUUCUCAAGGGGAAGAAGGCAGAGCCAGCAGCUGCUAUCAAAGUAAAACCUAAAGCUGCUGAAAAGAAGAAAGAGGUUCCUGAAGUCCCUAAACCCAAACCAAAAGACGCAAAGAAAGAGGCCGCUCCAAAGGAUCCCAAGAAGGAACCAAAGGAGCAACUCAAAGCCAAACCUGUAAAACCAGACGCUGGACCCAAAAAGGCUGUAAGGAGGAUUAAAGUACACAAGAAGGAAGUUGCGUCUGUUCUGAAGGAACAUCUUAAUGUGACAAAAGCAGCCGAUAAACCCAAGAAAGUAGUAAAAGUGGAGAAAGCCGCAAAAAUGCAGAUAGUUCCUCUCCUGAAAAAGGAGUAUGUGAAUGUUAUAAAAACAGAAGUUCCUGACAUUUCUAAGGUGAAAUCCAAAACAGAACAUGCAAAGAAAGUGGCACUUCACAAGGAGCCCAAGAAGGAACAAAAGGAAAAGAUUGAAGCCAAAGCCGCCAAACCAGAAGUUCCCAAGGAGAAGACCAAAGUGGCUCCUUCUAAGAAAGAAGCUGUUGUUCCAAAAGAAAAGGCCAAACCAGUCAUCUUGAAAAAAGAACAAGAGGAGACUCCCAAAAAUGUCUCUCUGGUUAAACAGCAAGCCAAAAUAGUGCGUUUGAAAAAAGAAGUCAAGGCACCCAAAGAGAAAGUGAAAGGUGUUUCUGCAAAGAAAGAACCUGCUCCCCUCAAGACAAAGCCAGUCCCUUUUGUCAAAGAAGCAGAAGUACCACAAAAAAAUGUCACAAUAACAAAGGAGAAGGUGAAGGUUGUGCCACUGAAGAAAGGAGCUGAGGUUCUCAAGGAAAAGAAGGCCAAGCCAGUCACUUCCUCAAAAGCACCUGUUAUCAAAGCAAAACCUAGAUCUGCUGAAAAGAAGAAAGAAGCUGUUGUGAAAGAAAAGGCAAAAGUCUCAAAUAAAGAACUUGAGAAAAAGCCGGUUCUCGCCAAAAAAGCACCUGAGGUUGCAAAAGAGAAGCCUAAGCCAGCUCGUGAGAAGCGAGCUCCUUCUAAAACAAAGGAUGAAACAAAGAAGGAAAAGGUCAAACCCCUUCUAAAGACUAAAGAGCCCAAAGUGCCAGAGGACAAAGUCAAACCAGCUCGUGAAAAAGCAUUGUUGAGGAAAAAGGCCAAACCAGCUCAUGUAAAGAAAGAAACGGAGACUCCCAUAGAAAAGGACAAACGUGCUGCAGUGAAAAAAGUUGAGAAGAAAGCAGCCAAAGAAGGUAAAGCUAGAGAGGCCAGAGUUCUCAAAGAGAUACAGGCGCCAGCAAAGAAAGAAAAACCUGCUGAGAAGAAAGUUGCCAAGGAGGAGAAAAUAAAAGCAGAGCCUUCUGUAUCAGACAGUUUUCAAAUCGAAGAAGAGCUGCCCUACUUCCAGUGUUUCUUUGUGGACGAGGACGAGGCCCAGUUUCCUUUCUACGCCUUCUCACCGCUGCAAAUUUGAUGCUUCAGUCUUAAUCCAGUCUGAGGUUCACAAUUUAGUCAAUUUUACUGAUAAUGACACAGUCACGUCACACCCUGCACCGCUGAAACGCAGCAUGCUGUCCACUGAUGGUCUUCAAGAGAAAACCCUGGACAACAGAGGAUGAGGGGUGAUUGUAUGUGAUGGACCUACUUUAUUUCACUUCCAGAUUUGGUUGAGCUCUCAUACCAAAUACAUGCAGCUUGUGUCAUUCCUUUUCAUUUUUGUAUUAUUAUUUUAUUGUUUUUGAAAGGUGGAUAUAAUCAAAAUGAUGGAACAGUAUCAGAUAUUACCUCUGUGGAUCAUUCAUUUGGAUCCUCACAGCAACACAUGCAAAUAAGUAAAAUGGUGUGUUUUUUUUAAGAAGGAACAUAAUGUUAUAAACAGACUACAAACAUGGCCACAAUUGCUGAUUCAAGGUGGACAAGGGUUCAAUUCUCACAUUUUACUUGAAAAAGUUAUCGUACUUACAUUUUUAUGCACCAUCAUCUGUGUAAUUUUACCUUUUCCUUCAUUGCAUUGUAGUUGGCAAUUUUUCUAAUCCUGACCUUCCUGCUGUUAAAAGCCCUUGAAUGAACAAUUGAGCAUUUAUAGCGUUUUUGUGCAUAAUUCCAUUGUUCUUGCUGUUGUUUUAGUCAUUUUAAGGAAAGCUUGUUCCUCACAAAUAUCCCUCUAUCUUAAGAAAGGAAAGUUUUUUUCUGUUUCUGUCUACUAUGUCUGUUAUGUGUAAAAAAAGGAAUGACCACGCACUGUAUAUGAGAGCUCCCAAACGAACAGAACAGAAACACUACCUUUAAAGUCUUAUUAAACGGCUGACAUGCGCACCAGCUCCCCAUUUUGACAUCGGUGCUAAAAAAAGCAUUGCCUGCACUGUCAGAAUGAGGUUUGAAGACAUACAUACUUUUUAUACCAUCAAGUAUUACAUUUAUUCUAUGAUUGGACGACAUGUUGGAAAAGUCUUUUUCCCAGCUGCUAACUCUGUUCCAAUAUUUUACUUAAGGCAUUAGAAUAUAAUGCUACUUGUUUUAGUAAAUGAGAAGACAAUAAAAGUAGGACACAUGUGAUGGAUCUUUUUUGAUAAUCAAAAGGGAUGUGGCCAACAGCGAUUUCUUGAUAGACCAAAACACAACGUCACUAACUUUGGUCGGUGGCUGUUUGUCUGUGUGCAUAACAUAGAAACAUGAUAUAUUUUAGCAACCUUUUGAACAGGUUCUGAACAUAUAUACCAUGAUAUUGAUGCAUAACCUCUUUUAUUUUAUUACAUCUUAUUAACUGUAUAAACAACCAGUUACUGGAUUCAUACAGAUUAUGAUUGUCCUGUGCACGUGAUGUACAGUGUGGGAUUUCAGAUUGAUUUUUAAGUCACGUAUUUGAAAUUCCUGAAGAAUGAUAGAAGAUGACAAGUGAGCUGCACGAAUCAGCUUGUCUAAUUUGUCAACCUGAAUGUGGUUGUCAACGUGAUUAGAGUCAAAGUUAUUUAUAACAUGGAUACGAAACCUUUAUAUCUUUGAUCAUAUCUGCACAGCAUUCGCUUACACGCUGAAUUAAUGCAGAUGGAAUCACACGUUUGGGCAGACAAUUUCAAAUGUAAACAAAUUUAUUUCACAGCGUGUACCAGCUGUUGUUUACAAAUUGCUCUUUACAUUAUGCUCCAUAUGCUGCAUUGAAGAUUUACAGUUUGUGGCAUUACUCAAGUCUACUCAAAAGUAAAUCCACUUAUAAUUUUUUAUUAGAACAACGCAAAUGUUGUAGGUGUACAGUAGGUUUUGUUUUCCAAAAUGACUUUGAAUAUUUAUUUUGUGUUAUUGGAUUUUGGUAAAGAUGUGGUUGCUAGUAUAACAACAUAUAUUUUGAUUCAUGGUGACAAAACAUGAAUAUUUGUUUCGAUUGUUAAAACUGAAUUGUAUCUAAAGACUCCCUUUAACCAGGUAAACAUGUGCAAUACAAGCAUUUUUUUAAUAUCUCAGUGAUCAACACACUGUAUGUUUGUCUGUUAGUCCUUGAAUAAAAUGUGCAUGACGUGUGUGUUUUUUUGUUUUAUGCUCACAAAUUUUGUGAUAUUUUUCCCAACUUUGAGAAUGGCAACAUUAAAUACUUGAACUAUGAAUCAUAA
This is a messenger RNA of Etheostoma spectabile (orangethroat darter), 4783 nucleotides long. RefSeq names its product neurofilament heavy polypeptide. The transcript has 33 exons. The record is from RefSeq and is a predicted model, not a curated record. NCBI's taxonomy places the organism in Eukaryota, Metazoa, Chordata, Actinopteri, Perciformes, Percidae. Bases 1 to 2652 code for a protein of 883 amino acids.